AGUCUAAGACUGCAUGUGGAUUCCAAUCAUUGGAGCAUAGGACUAAGCGGUGAUCUUCCUUCUACCCAAUCUCACUGGUAGAACUUUGCAGCCGCAUUUCUUAACUUUAUCUACACUUCCCCAAGACCAACAGCAACACCACACACCCAGAACUUACACCUCCGACACAACGCAACAUCCAGCAAAGAUGCCCGCACACCUGGGUCACGAGGAGUUCUUCACCUCCCUUACCACCCUCCUCACCACCACCUCCCAAAAGACCCGAGGCUCCGUGUACCUCACCCAGAAACCUCUCCUCAACACCACCACCUCCGAACAACCCUCCAUCCUCAUCCGCGCAACAGACGGCAACACCAACGCCCCCAACCCCAAAACGCCCCAAGGGAAGAAGGCCCAAUCCGCCCCCCCGAAAGUCAAGUUGUCGACGGUGGUGAGCCCGGAGGAGCUGGAGGCGUUCUAUGCCCGGUAUGCGGAGGUGUGCAAGGCAGGAAUGACGGGGUUGAAGAAGAGGGAUCGGAAGAAGGGCAAGGCGAAGGCCAAGGGAGGUGCAGCGGGAAAGGUUACUAAGGCUUAAGCCGUUGGGUAGGGAUAGUGGCAGCGUGGCUGGUGGGCUGAUUGGGGAAGGUGAGGCUGGGAUUAUUCGGUACCAUGCGGAAGAGGAUGGUAGAUAUAUCGCUGCUGGUGAUGUUAUGGAUGCAUUAUGGGCGUUUAUGGGUCUCUUUUGUUUGAUUCAUUGGGUAUGUUCAUGCCCUUUACUGCUGGUCUUUGUUGUGUAGAUAUGGGUGAGGGAUCGGGCUGAAUGGAACCAUUCUCUUCAAGAAAUAUACUAAUUAUGCUUGUAGGGUGACAGUAUAUCAGAUUAACUGUGUUGAUGAUAUCGCUAGAAUACAAAGAAAACAU
Messenger RNA from Aspergillus ibericus CBS 121593, 900 nucleotides. Its product is annotated as signal recognition particle 14 kDa protein. Gene Ontology annotation, molecular function: 7S RNA binding; endoplasmic reticulum signal sequence receptor activity. The coding region runs from base 188 to 574 and encodes 128 amino acids. NCBI's taxonomy places the organism in Eukaryota, Fungi, Ascomycota, Eurotiomycetes, Eurotiales, Aspergillaceae. The transcript is spliced from 2 exons. Gene Ontology annotation, biological process: SRP-dependent cotranslational protein targeting to membrane. Gene Ontology annotation, cellular component: signal recognition particle, endoplasmic reticulum targeting. The record is from RefSeq and is a predicted model, not a curated record.